AUGUCAAACCUCAUAUCCUACUUCGUUCUCAGCUUCUGCCUCAUCGGACUGGUCAAAUCAUUGGAUAGCGACACAGGAUUCGAUUCUGUCUGCGGAUAUAUCAAUGGUGAUAUUGAUCGUGCCCUUGACUGCUCAUCUGAAUCGUGUGGAUUCUUAUCCAUACUAGGCCACAGCAAUAAAUAUGUCGGGUGUUGUGAUGGCGUGAAUUGUGUCAUUCCGACUGUAUGUAUCGAGUCAGGCUCGGCAUCCAACAGUUACACUGUGGAAUGCAUCGACGAUUCUCUCCCGGCAUGUGCAACGUAUACAUGGCCAGAGCUCGAGGCAAAGGGGUACUUCUGCGCACCUUCUAGGACUACCGUAACAGUAAUCACAGAAAUGACUUCUGGUGGUGAGACUACUCCAACAACCGAAAGGUCAGCUACGGCGGGUCCACCAGAUCUAAGCAGUGAUCCUUUUCCAAGCACAACAGAAACUGCAGCGCGGCCGACUGUAACUUCAACGGCCAGUGGGCACCCGCAACCAACAGAGGGUGGUGGACCAAACCUGGGGACCGAACAUGACUUGAGCUCACGACAGAGAAUUGGCGCAGGAGUUGGCUCAGGGGUUUCUGGGGGAUUGCUCUUGGUGUUUUUUGCGUAA
This is a messenger RNA of Fusarium venenatum, 639 nucleotides long. RefSeq lists its product as uncharacterized. The record is from RefSeq and is a predicted model, not a curated record. NCBI's taxonomy places the organism in Eukaryota, Fungi, Ascomycota, Sordariomycetes, Hypocreales, Nectriaceae.